GUGAUUGAGGAUCAAAUUUAUCGCGCGGAAAAUGGGCCUUUAAUACACGUAUUUUUUUGUUGUUUGAAAGGCGAGGGGUUCUAUUAACAGGUAAAUUUAGUGAUUCAUGAGUGUGUUCUUUGUUUUCCUUAACAGUUGACUUUAAAUGAAAAAGUUCUAGCACGCAUAAUUGAAAAUUACAAUUCAUGAGCACGAGGCCCGUGACAGAGCGAUGUUAUCAAUCGAAUCACUGCAAGACAAAUUCCAGCGAUGAUUUCCAUUAGAACAGAAAAUGACGACAAGAAGCCUGGUUUAGAUGUAAUUAUUAUGGCUCAAUAUUAUCUUUGGUUUGAAUUUUAUUUUCCUUUAGUUUUGGCUGUCUAAUGUAUGAUAAUAAUUUGGAACAAGGGGAACCAGAUAUAAACCAGGCAUAAGUUGAUCGACAACUUCAGCAUAUUACUCGUUUUGAAGCACAACAUGUACAGGUCUUGAGUCCCUGAUUCAGAUCCAGGUAUAAAAAUUAAUUACUACUAGUGAGUACUAUGAGAAAAAUUCUGCCUUGUUUUUAUAGAAAGAUGUAGGGGAAGGCAUUUUGCAAACUGAUGGUGUUUUAGUGAAAAUGCCACCAAAGAAGAAACCACUGGAAGAUGCGAGGAAACGACUUCAGGAGAAGCUAAGUAAUGUUCAGGAGCAGUCUGACUUCAUUUGUCAGUUUAUCAAUGAUCUGGCCAACAAGGUACACAGUAAAAAUUAAAAACGUAUUCUAAAUUAAAAAGAGAACUAUUAAAUCUUGUAUUUCAACAGUUUAGUGUCAUCAUUGUUAUUGUUACAGUCAAACCCUGUUAAUAUGGACACUAAAGGGCCAUAGAAAGUGUCCAUAUAUGUGGGGUGUUCAUAUUAACCCUUUAAGCCCUAAGAGCGAUCAGCAUCAAAUUUCUCCUGGUAAUAUCAAUGCUUUGUAAGACAGAGUGGUGAUGAGAAUCACGGACAUGGUCACACAAGAUGAUUUUGCUUGAUAUUAUGUCAACUUCUCCCCACUACUUCUGUAGGAAAUGAAUAGGGGCAACAAAUGAGAAUUCAAAUUUUGGUCUUAGUGUUUAAAGGGUUAAGUGGGUUGAAUUUAGAGAAAAUGCAAGGGCUUUUCUCCCCAAGGACAAAGAAAACUGUUCGAGUAUUGAGGUGUCUGUAUUAAGGUGGGUUUGACUUUAUUGUUAUUGUUCAUUUUUUUGUUAAGUUGUCUUGUUUUCCUUUCAACCAAAGGCAUCUAGUCCAGCCAAGGAACUUCUUAAAGAGAAAGAUCGCAAGAGGUUUUUCCAAAAGUAUUCUUCAGUCAGUCAGGAAUUGGAAAAAUGUCUGGAUUGUCUGUUAUUGAUCAGUGAUUCUGUCACAGCUUUUGAAGAGGAAGACAUCUUGGGUAAUGGAUAAUUAUUAUAUAUUUAUUUUUUGUUUAUAGGAGUUUUAAACUGCACGUGCAGGGCUGAGGAAGGGCAAUAGGGACCGGAGGGUAAGGAAGCAGAGCUCAGGGAAUGCAGGGUUGAAGUAGGCUGCAAGGGACUGGAGGGUAGGGAUGCUGGGCUGAGGGUGGGCAUGAGUGACCGGACAGCAGGGAUGUAUACCUGAAGAAAGGCAUGAAGGACUGGAGGUUAGGGAUGCUGGGAUUGUGGAGAGGGCAUGAGGGGCCGGAAGGUAGGGAUGCUGGGCUGAAGGAUAGCAUGUGAGACUGAAGGGUAGGGAUGUUGGGCUGAGAUAGGUCACGAGGGACCAGACAACAGGGAUGUAUGGCUGAAGAAAGGCAUGAAGGACUGGAGGUUUGGGAUGCUGGGGUUGUGGAGGGCAUGAGGGGCUGGAGGGUAGAGAUGCCGGGCUGAAGGAUAGCAUGUGAGACUGGAGGGUAGGGAUGCUGGGCUGAGAUAGGUCAUGAGGGACCAGAGGGUAGGGAUGCCAUUGGACUAAGGGAGGGUAUGAGGGACCAGAUAGCCUGCAAGUAAGCUGUCCAUUUAGGAAUAUCAUGAAAAGUCACACGCAAGUAGCAUGUGAACACAGAUGCAAAAGCAAGUGGUGGGAAAAGAGAGGGAGAGCUUGCAAUGACAAUCUGCCACUGAACUUUGAUCCGCAAAGAUUUGCUCACUGAAGCAGUGAUCGCAACGAUCGCUAGCAAGCAAGGCUGUACGUAGUUUGCCCCUGCGAACUCCAAAGGGGCGCCCCCACGGAUCAUGUGCAAACUGGGCGAGACCGCUGGCAGCAUUAGCUCGAGAUUAACCUUGCCUAAAUUACAUUUAGCCACAUGAAAAAAAGUAAAGUUUACUUUUGUUAUGGAAGGUACUGGUGAGGACAUUGGUAGUUCAGCAUCUGAAUCAAGUGAUCAUCCUGAUCAUGAGCCCGCUGCAUCAAAGGACAGCAGCCUUGAAGCAAAAUCAGUUCAGGCAUCUGAUGAUACAAGCAAAGACAAACAAACUGUUCCAGGUAAGCAAAAAUAAUUUCUUAAUCAGUCUAUGUAUAUGUUUGUGUACUGUAUUUGUGGCCUUGCAUUUGUGAAUGGGUAGUCAUUGAAGAUAACAUCAUUACAUUUAAAAUUGCCAUUUAAAGACAUAAUUGAAAGAUUAAGCCUGGGACUUAAUUAAGAAACAGUCCAAUUCGUGGGCGGAGUGGAGCUUGAAAGUCAAUACUUACACAUGAACUCCAGCCCAACAUGCAAAUGCUCAACCUGUUAAGCCCCAGUACUACAGUCACACAAAUCUUCCAGACUGAGCUCCAUGCAUUUCCUUAAAGAACUAGUUGAGAGAACUAGUUGGUGAUCAUUUUAUUAAUUCCCACAGUCAUUUCUUGUGAUAAUUCCUUGUUUGCCCCUCCCAAAUUUUGCUUAACUAAAAACAAUGGUUAUACAAUUUUGGGGUGAUGCAGGGAGGGGGGGGGGAGGUUGGGGGGGGUAAACAAGCUGUAUUAUGGGAGAUGUGUAAAUGGCUAAUUAGUGCAUGUGUUGAUAUUGUGGAGAGAUGAUUGGUGUCGGUCACUUUUGGGGCUUUUAAAAAGGGUUUAUACCACUCAUGUAUGCUGCCUACUUAGUACAAGUUAUGCAUAUUUUAUGUUUUAUUCUUAAAUGCCAGUACACUUUGAUUAUUUGAUUUUGAAGAAGUGCCUGCAGUCUAACUAGCUCUGUAAAUUCAUUGAAUAAUACGUGUAAAGUUGCAUCUGGAAGUGUACCCAAAACAGAAAAGGAAAAACAGACAGCUAAGUUAAAGGAAAGUGAGCAUGAAAAAGAAGAGAGUAUCUUGAAAAGAGUGCAUCAGCAGCAACGGGAUAAAGAUGGUGAGUUGUGUAAGUAGAGAUGGAUUGAAAUCAGCCGUCAUUUAAGUCAGCACGGCUACACUUUAUGUCCUAUCUUUAAAGGGGCUAUGGUUGUCAUAUUAUUUUCUAACUUUCUAAAAAGCUAAAACUGUUUUUGCAUCAAUUGGAUUAUUCCAAAAAUUGUGGUCCAGAUAGUUAUGUUAUUCAAGACUAUAUUUAGUCAUUGAAACUGUUUCUUGUCAUCUGUUGCAACGGAUGGCAGGGAUGGACAUGGAUGAAAGCUUAAAAAAAUUUGAGCCAGCGUUUUCAAGUUUUAAUGCUACAAUGUAUGCCUGCAAAAAAUAUCAAAAAUAUUAUUAUGGUCAGUGCUUCCUGAAGAAAUUUGUUUAAUAAUCUUCUUCAUAGCUCUACAGGAGCAUUUUGUGUAUGGUUAAAGGGAGAAUUAUUAUGAUGUCAGCACAAAAUUGACCUAAAACAGUAAAUUAUCUUUGUGACAUAGACCUUUCAAGCAGGGCUGUCAGUAACGUUUCAAGUUGCUGGAUAUUUAUUAUCAAUUUGCUGGGUAAUUGUGCAGCUAUAGGACAUUUCUUUUUUACUUUUGUUUCCAAAUGAAUGAAAGUACAUGUAGCUAGAGAUCAUGCUUAUGGCAGCCAUGGGAAAUCCCUGAUCCCCACCCGUAAAGUCAGCUCUGCUUGAAGUGGUACGUUACAUGUACAUAAGACAGGUAUCAUCACAACCUUGUGGCACCAACAGCAAUCAGACUCCCUGUGUUUUUAUUACCUAUACAUGAAGAUGGUAAUAAGCAUUUCACAGAAAUGCUUGAAUGGAAAAUCCCCUAUACUCUAAAACUUACUCAUUUUUCACGUGAUUGUAUGAUGAUCUUUUAGGUCAUGAGGAGUUGAGGAGGAAUGCUAAAGAGGGUGUCACAGUACCUGACAAGUUGCAGCCUUCAGUUUCACAGAGUUCUUUGCCCAUCUCCGACGCAACUGAACCUGAACAAAAAUAUGCGAUUGCGACCCAAGCAACUCAGCCCAGCCUGGUUUCCAACCCGCAAAAGAGCCAGUCAGAACAGACUCAAUUGGGUGGAGCAGGGCUUAAUGAUCUCAGCAAACCAUCUCAACAAUCUCCCUCAUUGUCCAUCACAAGUGAAGCUUCAAAGAGUGGAGAAGGCCUCAAUUUAAUAUCUUUGCUUGUGGAUGCUGAGUCGGCAAAAGCCCAAAGUACCCAAACCUUUAGUGAGGAUGCUUUAGCUUCCAGGUCGCACAAGAACUCUAAGAGAAGGGGCUCUUGCUCUUCAACAAGCACUCUGUCUGAUAUUAUUCAGGAUAUCAAGAUUUCUCCACGAGAAGCUAUGGUGGCAGCUGGUGGUAUGUCAACAGAGGGUAAGUGUAAAGUGUAAGUCAUAAAUCCUCUAUGAUUUGAGAACUGUAAUUAAGUUUUUGAGGCUACUGAUUACUAACUUGUAGUUUCAUUUUGUCAUAGUACAACUAGCAUCAUACCCAUUCAAGAAUGGUCAGCAGCUUAACGUUAUUGUCACUGAAGUGCUUAGUCCAUGGGAAUUCUGGAUCCAACCAGUAGGAACUCAGUUAGAUAUGCUUAUGGAGGAAAUGUGGUAAGUUCAGAGGCCUGAUUAGGGAGGAUUUCCACUGUUGCAUAAUAUUUUUACGUGCUUACGCACUAAAUCGAGGCAAUGUAUGAAGUAAAAGUUGAACAAGGCUCAAAUUUUGGCUUUGUGUGCCACCUUUCAUACAUGUACAUUGCCUCUAUUUUAUUUAUACAGGUAAAUUUUACUCUCACAGGCACACAAAAAUUACGCGACAAUGGAAAUCCACCCUUACUGGUGAUAUCUAUAGUAGGAGAUUAUAACAAUGUUACUAUGUGCUAAGGAAAGGGUAGGGAGUAGUACUUAAUUUUUAGUUGUUUGACUGUUUGAUACAACUGUACCUUUUUGCUACAGAAUCCCAAUUGCACCUUUUCUUCCAUUUCCUUCCAUUCCUUUCUUGUCUGUCCCUUUCUUUCUUCUCUUCCCAUCUAUUUCCUUCCAUCCGUUUUCCUUCCCCUACACAUUCCAUCCCUUACACUCCUUACAUUAAACCCCCUCCCUUCUCUUCCAUUAAUUUCCUUGCAUCCCUUUACCAUGUUUCUUUCCAUCUGUCCUAUCCACUCCCUUCUAUUCUUAUCCAUUUCCUUGCAUCCCUUUUCCCUGUUCCUAACCUUUCUACGCAAAUUCCAUACUUUGAUGCCUUUCUUCUCUCUUCCUUUCCCUCUCUCUUCCUUUCCCUUCCAACCCUUUACUUUUUUUCCUUUCCCUACAUAUUCCACCCCUUUGGACCUUGACUCCUUUUCCUUCGCUUCUCUUUGUUUCCUUCCAUCCACCACAUUCACCUCCUUCUCUUCUGCUCCAUUUCUUUCUAUUCCUUUACCCUUUACCUUUCCAAGUCUAUUACAUGCAUCCCCUUCACUCCCUUCCCUUUUCUUCCAUUCCCUCAUUCCUCUACUGUUUCUUCCCUCCUUAUGCCUCCCGUCUCUCUUCCAUUUUUAAGAUCUCUUCUCUUCCACAUCCCCUUUCCUUUCUUUUACCAAUUUCCUCCUCUUUAAUCAUUUUAGAGUUUUGAUUUAUCAUUGCAGUAUGCACUAUGCUAAACUGGCAGCUGCUGGUUACAAGGGAGGCCUUAGCCUGCCACCUUCCGUCGGAGACUUCUGCUGUGCUAAGUUUACUCAGGAUGAUACUUGGUACAGGGUCUUAGUAACAGCCAUAGAGGAAUCUGACAAAGGUUUGAACAUUCUUUCAGGCUAGGAACAACUUCUAAAAACAAUUAAACACAUGAGGAUGGUGUAGAAACCCUAUUAACUGUCAUAUAUACAUUUACUAAAAUGUACAAUGUACAUGUAUUGGUCACUGGAUAUUCUGUAGAUAACUGUACAAUAUUGGUCUGUCAUGGCGGCCACAUUGAUAUUCCCAAACAAUGAAACAGCUGUCCUGUUAGUGUACCAAGCCAAGCCUGUGGGACAUGAAGUCUUUUCGUUUGUAAACGCUCUCUUUUGUCUAAAAAAAGUUGAGUACAACCUGUAGGUGCUGGCCAUGCAAGUGAAAAAGCUCUGUAUUACACGAAACACUUCUCGGAAAAAAUCCAAGCACCAGAUGGGAUUUGAACCCACGACCCUCCGUGAUCUAGUCGGAUGCUCUAACCUUUGAGCUACUGGAGGUCGAUGGCGAGCAAGGGUGAAAGGAGGGCCUUUGACUGGAACUGCAUCACGUAGUUACAUAGUCAAACCAGGACAAGCAAAUAUAAUAAAAAGGGAAUUAAUUUUUUUGACUGGAAAGAACGUUAAAUAGCCUCAGCCCUUCAGGUGAUAUUAAAUCCAGUCAUAUACAGAGAAUGAUACUGAAGUUUUAAAUCAUCAGGUCCUAUAGUUGCAGUGCUCUCUGUAGACGAUGGAAAUCGUGAAAAGCUUGAUCUUUCCCGCCUUCGACCGCUUGAAGAGAAAUUUGCCAAGCUGCCUUGUCAAGCAUUGUGCUGCGCGCUGUCAGGCGUUAGACCUGUAAACCCAUCACAACCAAAUGCACCAGGUACAUAUACGUGUAUAAGAUUGAUUUAAAGUGAUACUCAUCAUUUUCAUAGACUACAGCUUUACUUAGCAGGCGGAGAAGUAUGGAGGCCCUCACCUUGGCUUGCGAGCAGAGCCUCUGCCUGAAUCGCGGCAAUCCUUUGAAGUCGCCGCAGCCAAUCUCGACUCGUCAAUUUUGUUUUCUCUCGUCAAACUGGUUUUUUCGAGUGCGAGCAUCCGUUUACUGAUAAGCCGAUGGUCAUAAACCAAGCCCGCUGUAGCAAGGGCACGGCUAUUGGGCCAUAAAAUAUGCGUUUUAACUCUGGCGUGAAUAUUUAACUGCUGCAAAUAACCCGCAUAACCCCGCUGAGCGUUCGCCUUAGUAAAGGUAAUUACAUGUAGGGUACUGCACUGUGCAAAGGCAAAAUCUUUUUACUUCGGUUGGAUUUGAACCCACGACCUCCGGAUAUAUUUACCGUUGCUCUACUGAGUAAGCUAUGAGGCCUGACGAGGCAAGUCGUGGGUAAUUAACGUGGUGAAUCGCCAUAGGGAAAGAAAGUGAUGGGUACAUACGAAGUGAUGCUGUGCCGCGUAGCACUAUGAGGAAAAUGAUGGAACAGAGAAUUAAUUCUAGAACGAAAAUUUUGCAAGAGAUAGUUAAGCAGACGAAACACGAUAUUACGUUCCCACCUCUCCCUGUGCACCGCAUCUCUGCCCAUUUUUUUCUCCUUACGUUGUCAUUGCUCUAGAAUGUAAACCUUAUGAAAAUACAGGGAAUAUUGACCAAAGAGAUCAUUGGUUUUUCUUUAAUUUACAAAUUCAAGUUGGGGCUACUUAAAUUAGGGGAUUUAAUAUAUUUAGACAAUGCGAAGGGCUCUUUGUGUGCAUGAUUACUAUUCAUAUAGUCUUCCAAGUACUUUCAAUAAUUUCGUUAAAAGCAUUAAUAAAGUACAUCAAUAUGCAACCAGGCUGGCCUCUAAGAAGUCUUAUUAUUUACCGAAGGUUAGGGCGAAUUAUGGAAAGUUUAAUAUCCGUUUUAGUGGGGCUAAACUGUGGAAUGCUAUUAAAGAAGAUCUAAAAUCAGUGAGUCGUUUUCGCUUUAAAAAGCUUUUAAAAGAAUCUGUCAUCUCCAAGUAUUGAUUGGUGUACUUUAUAUGCAGGUAAUUGUGUGCACAGCCGUUGUUUUCGUCUUGCUUCUUUGUUUAUUUGUUUGUGUAUUUGUUUAUUUAUUACAGCUUAUAUAUUUCUUCUUUGUGUGUCUUUGUGUGCAUUUGUUUAUUUAUAACAACUUCGAUAUUUAGUUACUUUUUCCGCAUGGCCCAGCCACUCAGUGCGAUUAGCUCUUGCUAUUUCUGAGUGGCUGUGCUCUCUUUUUUUUCACAAUUAUUUCGUUAUAAUGUCUUAACACUUUUUGUAUCAAGAGCACGGUAAAGAUUGUUGUUGUUGUUGUCAAGUUGGGAUUCUUUCCGAAUUUCAGGUUUCAAAUCAUCAAUUUGGAGCGAAGAAUCUAUUGCUUGGUUGAAAAGUAGAGUUUCCGGAGUGAAAUUAUCAGCAUUCCCGACCAGAGUGAAAGUUGGCAAGCUCGUAAUCGUCGAUCUGUUUGUGUCGCCUCCAAAAAAUAGGAACGCUAGGAGCUUUGUUUCGUCUCAGAGCGAAUCUGAAGGCCUCCCUCAACUGCAGUACAGCAUUGCAGAAAUGAUGAUACAUAUUGGCUUGGCUCAAAGAAUCGCACCGUCAGUUUCUGAUAAGGAUAGCAGCAGUCGAUCCGCCAGUUCAAGUCCGUUAUCUGCGGCAAGUUGCGAUUCUUUACCUCGCAGCGUAAGCAGUGUUAGUAUUGAAAGCAGUGUUCAUGAUGGUGCUGUGGCUAUUGGCCAGAAUUGCGACGCUCCAAAUGAAAAAUGUGAGAAGAAAUGGACAGACGAGAGUGCGAAUACGGACACGUCAACUUGUUCUACUUCGUCCAAAGACACAGUUUUGCACAGAGCUGUUCAUGUUGCGAAGAAAGUAGCGGAUGAUAGCUUAGAGGUUCAAGAUAAAUCUAUGGAAGACAAAGGAAAUUCUAAAGAUGAUUACAUAAAAAAGGAAAGCCCAUUGGAACAAGGAACUGAUGAUUGUUCAGGCUCUGAACCUAAUUUGGAAGGAGAAAAUCACGAGAAGUCCAUUGAUGACAAUGACAUCGUGCGGAACGGUAAGAUACUUGCUAUCGUUAUUCGUUAACAAAAACCACCAGCGGAAAAACGAAACUAUAGUUGUCGAUAUUUCAAAUCAUGAAAAGGUCUAAAGAAAGAGAAGUACAGAGAAACUUGUGAGAAAUCGAUAAAAAACGAUGACAUUGCGCAGAAACGCAAGAAGUUAUAAACCUUUAAUACUUAUCUUGUGCUAAUUUUUAAGCCUACACCUGGAAAACGAAAUGGUCACUGCUGAGAUUUUUCAUAUUCGUAUGAUUUUGUCUUUUUGAAUAGCGAUUUUGAAAUAGAAAGUGUUCCGUAAAGGACUUUUUUGUUACUGCACUUGUUGCUCGUAUAGAUGGUGCUUAAGUAUUCUAUCCUUGUUUAGGUGAGCCGAUUUUCUUCGAGGGCUAAGAAAAGUAUACGUCCGUUGUAACCACUUUUUAUAGGCCUUUUCUUCUCUGUCGCUUAGACGUCACAGUGCUCCCAGAGCUCCUGCCUGCAUCGGGUCCUGAAGAGUCGUUCAUCACAGAGCUCCCACCCAUGGAUGGCCCAGUGUGCCUUCAGAUGCUUAUGUCCCAUGUGGUGAGCCCCAGCGAGUUCUAUGUACAUCUUGUCACGCCAGAUGCGGGACUCCUUGAUGUUAUGAUGGAUGAACUUAACAAGUUCUAUGACGGUAAGUUGGUAGUUACAUGUAACUAUUUUUCACAGGAAAUGUUGAAGUAGCACUUCUGGAGGUCAUCCACAGACUCAAAAGUAAGAACCACUUUGUACAGCGUAAUAACCCAAAAACAUAGGAAAGUACUGCCCAGUAGCUUUCACCGAAACGGUUUGAAUUGUAACACUUAAGUUUUUUUUCACCAAUCACAGACUCAAAAGUCAGAACCAUCUUGCACAGCAUAAUAAACAGUAUAACAGGAAAGUACUGCUCAAUGGCUUUCAUUUGAAUGCUCACACUUUAGGAUUUUAUCCACGGACUCAAAAGUCAGAACCACUAUGUACAGCAUAGUAAACAGAACCACAGGAUUUUAUUCAAUGGCAAAACUUAGAAUCCCCUCGUACAGCGUAGUUAACAGUACCACAGGAAAGUACUGCUCAGUAGCUUUUGUGUGAUUGGUCACAUUUCGAAAUUUAGAUUGACAGUUGCCACUUUCCUGUCACAACAGGGGACCCGUUUCCAGACAGCUGCGCGCCAAGGAAUGGUUACCAGCCCAAGGUAGGCGAAUACUGCUGUGCGCGGUUCAGCGAGGACGGGAGAUGGUACCGUGGCCUGGUAACAAGUUCACGUCAUACAGUAGACGAGAAGAAAGGACCAGUGUCUGCUCUUUGGGAUGUACGAGUGUUUCACGUUGACUUUGGGAGUUCCGAGUGGGUCUCUGUCAAAGAUGUCAAGCCGCUUGUGACCAAAUUUCUGUCGCAGCCUAGACAAGUUGUGAAAUGUCGGCUUGCAAAUCUCAAACCUGAACGUCUUGAAGGUCAGUCGUGAUAGUUUCUUGCAGUACUUUUCUCUUGUUUGGGAAAGAUGUUAAUACAAACUGCCAUGUUUUUAACGGGUUGUUGAAUUAACCAAUCGAAGCUCACGACAGAGCUCUACAAGCGGGAAAAAUGUAUUCAAUGUUUAUCGCGGGAAAAAAUGCAACCUGUUCGAAGCGCGUGAAAUUAUUAUGCUUUACUUAUCACAUGCGUGAUUAAACCGUCGAAGUCAAAUCACGGUUGAUGAAUUGUUUACAAAUCUCUAAGUUUGUUCUGAGGAUGCAUGACUUGAGCUAUUCCAUUUAACUCAUUAUAGAUUGCUUUAAAAACUUUUAAGUUUUCUUUUGCUCAUAACUACUAUAAUGAACAAAUUUCUGUGCAACAUUGUCACUUCAUUGCUAUAAAUUGCUCGAAGACUGUUCAAACACUACUUACAAUUUUGGCCUUUAAACUGCUAAAUUUUCGUUUAAACUUUAAAGAUACAGCCUUAGACCGUUCAUCGUGAACGUAGGGUUCUUGCUUGAUUUUCAAGGACUAAAUGCAGUGAUAGCCACAGAUUAACAAUGUUGUCUUCUUUAUCAUGCCACUGGCCCAGAAUUUGCCGCAAACGUUGCCGACAAAGUUAUUGACGAUCUGCAGUGAGCGUGCCAGAUUUUCCGGACAAGCGACCUCAUUUUCACGCUCUAUGGACAACAAACAUAGUUUUCUGAAAAAUUCGGGUUUUGGUUGAGAAGUAAGAGUUUUCUCUUGCAAAAAUGAGGUCAAUGAAGGCGGGGAGGGGCGUACCGAAGUACUAAUGAGGGAUAACCCUCCCCUGAGUUCCGGACCUCGAUAUAUGUUAAGGUCAAACUACAUAUAUAUAAUGAUCGCACUGAGCACAGCUGCCCAUGUGGGAAGAAAUGUGUAACCCUUUCUUGAGCGCAUGCGCAGUUUGUUAAGUUGUCGACUGGGAGCUUGAAUGAACUUGCUAGAGUUAGGAGACUUGAUUUGCGUGUAACUUUUCGUAAGUUUUGAAUGGCUUGAAUUUCCUCUUACUGCAUUUUAUUUUAGAACGUGUCUCUUUUAAAAGCCGGUGAACGAUUCAGUCCCCUCUAAUUUUCUUCCCAUUCGAUUUUCUACUAAAGUUCACCGGUGCAGACACCAUAAGAAAUGGUAAAGGCAUUUUGGUUUGGUCGUAAUUUUAAAUCCAAUUCAUCGUGUACAUCUUUUGCGGCAUUGCUAUUUGUAUUGAUUCCUAGUGUUCAAUCGAUACCACGAUUUUUUCUCGAAACAACGUAACCGAAUUCAUGGGCACAUUGUAUUUUAUUCAACCAUGAAAAGGUGUCGAAUGUACUCCUGAUGUAUCUGAUGCGACAGUCUACAUCUUUCAAAGCCGAUAAAGCGAACGGAGAAAAGUUAACAUUUUAUUCCUCCCGCUAACUUUUUUAGUCUUCACUUUUACUGUAAAAAAUAAUAGGCCAGUAUAUAAGAGCGCUUUUCUGUUGGCAAAUAGACUUAAAGGCCAAGUAAACAAAGCAGUCUUUCUUCGUAACUUGUCGCGCAACCGUGUGAAAGUGAAAAACUGCAUUCCGAUUUUGGUAGCGUAUUAAUAUACGCGGACUGAAAAAGAAGGCGUCGCUUCUAGUCUUUCUACAACAUAUGGAAGUUUGUUGCGAACGUAGAUUAUCAGAUAUAAGAUGGCUUUAGUCGGUAGUUUUUAUUGCGAAAGUAACACAGUUGGCGUUCAUGACAACGGCUGAACUACAAAAAUGAAAAGAUAUGAUUCCGUCAAUGGACUAAGAAAUGCGGGGAAAAAGAGUAAGGCCACUUUGAAGUUGUCAUUAGGGCUGCCGGUAAAAUAGCGCGGCUUUCUCUCUCUCUGUGAUUCAGGAGAAGAGAGAUGUUCGUAGUUAAGAAUCGCUAAAGCUUUUUAAUGUUAGUAUAGUACAGCACUAGAUCGCAAUGUGAAGCACUACGUUCUAACUGAUAUAUUCCCAAGGAUAACACCUCUGGAAAAACUUUGAGUAGUAAGCACAUAAAAAAGCGAGAAUGUUUUCAGCAAGAGAAGAAUCCUAUCCUCUUUGACGAAGAAAUACAAUAAAUAAUUGAAAAAUGGGUGAAACAGGUAGCGUGAUUCUAUGUGUCUGGCGGAGAAGAUAAUUGUCAUAUUGUCAUAAGAAACGAAAUAUGUAAAAUAAUCUGAAUCUUCUGAAAAAGGGAAAAACCCCUAUUCUACAAUCGGUAAUGACGUCAUUUAUGCACAGCAUACAUUUAUAAUGAGUCAGGUGGUCCGGCAAUUGGUGUCAGGUGGUCCGUUCAAUUAGUUUUCUUUUUCUCUCGUAAGAUAUUAGUUCUUUUUAAAGAAAACCUCGGACGCGUGCUUUUUUCAAAACUGUCCAUUUCUGAGGCCAGAGUGGCUCGACUGUGAAACUGAUUUUUUUUUCUCCUAAACAUUAUAAUAUGUAGGCAAAAGAGAUAGUGAGCUGUGUUUAAAAAACAAAAAUCUCGGAUUAAUGUAAAACUUUGACGCAGGGGUUAUGUAAAGUUGAGAUUUUACACAUGCUUCUCCAGUUUUGAAUGUAGAUAAUGAUUGAAAAUAAGCAAAAUUUUAAAUUUUGACAAGUUAACAGUCGCCGUGCCAGUAGUCCAAAAACAAAAUGAAAUCUUGGGAGACAUCGGCCUGAAGCGAGCGGAUUUGAGCUGUUUGCACCCAGAACCAACAGCUAAAUAUCUCCUGUCUAAACAUGAAGCAAGGCUGAUAAACUUUUUAGUUGAACAUUGGUGAGUUAAGGCCAAAACCACGGUUUUGGAAGCCAUUUUGUCGGGUAGGAAACCGCGUGAGAAGUAACAGUGUUUGUACGAGAAUCUAAUGUCGAAUAAUUUUCGCAAAGCGGCUGUUCUGAAGAAAGUAGCAGUUGUAAACUUAAGCUACAUAGCAAAGGGUUCUACUGACAAAUUCUAGGGGCCGUACCUGUGCUAAAAUUUCUCCAGUAGCUUGCUUUAGUUUUUGCAUAAAUCUGUCCGUACUUUUUCCAAGGAAAUUUAGUCGGCAGGUCAAAAAAAUUACAGACAAGUGUAUAGAAAAUUUUAAAAAGUGUUUCUAGCGCAGGUAAAGCCCUCAACUGCCUAAUAUGGCUUCUAAAACAGUGUAAAGGUCUAUUCUUCAAGCUAGGGAUCUAGACAUUUGGCUCCAACCUUUUAAAUUAUGUUAUGUUAAUUUGAAGUUGUUUGUAAUCACGCAAGAAACAGCGAUGUAAAGUGAUUCCAACUCAUAACAUUAUAUCAUACAGAGCAAAUUUGGCGGCGGUUUUUCAAGUGAACCUUAGGAAAACUAUUUUAAAACUUAGUUUGCGAUUGGAGAGAAGGAGCCAGAAGCGGCAAUUUCCAUAAAGGAGAUCGUUUAAUCAAUUUAUUUACAGGACAAAUCUCUAGUCCUAAGGCUUCGCCCAGGGUUCGCAAAUACGCCAAAUUUGGCGUAUUUUACGCCAAAAUUGUUCAGAUGACUCCACAGAGGUUACGGAGGGAGUCACUUUGACUUCAGAAAUUUUCGGUUACAAACAGGGAGCCACUUCGACUCCAGAAAUUUUCGGUAACACACACAGUUUUGUCCCUACCUUUUUCGCAACAAAUGCAAUUUACGUUAAUUGUAAACGUUGCAAACCUUAAUUAAAUCAUCAAAAUUAAAGAAUGAUACUGCACGACAAAACAGGAAGAGGGUAAAUUACGAUCAAAGUUUACUCGAUGACCGCCAUCAUGGAUUUGAGCUUUCUAGGUCAGUGGACCCCCACAGCUACACCGUUAAUCCAUCACGAUAGUUAUUCAUGCCAGGACCACGUGCUGUAAAGUCUGAAAAGGGCUUUUUUCGUUGUGAUACUUGACUCCAAAUUUUCCAAAAUGACUCCAAAAUUUGUGAAGCGGAAGUCACAGUGACUGCACUCAUCAAUAAAAUUUGCAAUCCCUGUUCGCUUUUGCUAAAGAAGAGGACUUUCAUAGAUGAAAUGAAGCACUAAACCUGCAAAAUCACACAGGCAAGUUACCUGUGGAGUUUAACCAAAAAUAUAUAAAUAAAGUUAUAAAAGAACACAACCGUUGAAUUUCUGAUGUCGGUAUAUUCAAUAACAGACAAACUGGUGGCCGCAGUGAGCAGGUAAAAUUCGCACGAGAGCUGGUUGUUUUAGUAUUCUCACUUUUAACCGUAAAAUAGAAUUUUUUUUUAGUUAUUAAAAGCAAAAGAUGAGGUCAAUGAGCGGGGAGGGGGGAGAUCAACUGAUUUGUAAGUAGUAGAUAACCCUCCCCAAGUCCGGACCUCGAUAGAGUACAUGUUUAUCCUAACUAUAUAUAUUGCUCGCAGUUAGACGGGUUUUCCAUGUGGUAUAGGUUUCCGAACCAUUGACUUCUUCGCUCGCGCGCGCAUGUGCGUUCACUGUAGUGGUGUUAAGUUUGUUUUACUUCUGUCGUUAAUGAUUGGAAGUAAACAGAUUCAAAGGUUUUUUUAUUAUUAUUAUUAUUACGGCAAUAUGGACACACAUGGAGUUACCGAAAAUAUGUUGAAUGUAUGUUGGAUGAGUAAUAUAAAAGCAACAAUUAUGAAAUAAGCCACGGGGCGAGUAUCGUUGAUGCUUGUGUGUUUUGGCGAGUAGAAUUUGUCGUGUCAUCAGUCAGGCGGCUGAACAGACGUUUUUCAUUUUAAUGCAGCUUGUCAUGCAUUUUUUUUUUAGUAAUCUCUCAUAAGCGACCGUGUCUCGUCAACAGAACGCCGGUAAAUGGUGCAACCUAAUGUGCGAUGUAUAGUAAUUAGUUGAUAUCACGCAGUCCUGAAAAUUUUGGGUAAAUACAGUACAACCUUGUCAACUCCAAAUCGGACAACUCGAAAACCCCGCUGACUCGAACUAUAUUUCAUUUCCCUUGAUCAAAACUUCACUGAAAUUUACCCCGAUAACUCGAAUUCCCCGCUAACUCGAACUGUUCUUCGUUUUCCUUGAGAGUUCGAGUUCCUGAGUUUCUACUGUACAUAUACGGAACAUACUACAAUUGUAAUUAUCCAUAUGGUUUUUCUCUUUGUAUCACACUUCAGUUGCCUUUUUUAAUUCAAAAAGCGAAAAGCCUGCUGACAAAAGCGACAGUUCAAUCAGCGGGAAAGGCGACUGGAUAUUACUACGUUAAAUACAAUAAUCUUAAGUUUAUAUCAAAGAAAAUAUAAAAGAAAAAUAAUAAUAAAAAAAUAUAACAGAAAGUAGGUAGCUACAAUGUAGUAAUCAGUACAGAAUUGUUAUUGCAAACUUUAUGUAAAUUUAUCACGAAUUGCUCUUAAGAAAGGGAAAAACCCCCACUCGACAUUCAAAGUGACGUCAUCUAUUUUUGGAUGCAUUUUGGAUGCAUCGAAUAACGGCGUCGCUAACAUGUACAUAAUUCAAGGUGGCCUUUGCGUUUAAGUCGUCCCAACUUUCUCUAAAAUGUUUUUAGCCUGUAAGGUGUUAUAGUUUAGGAGAGGGAUAAAAAGCUUUUCCUUGCUAUUUUUUUUUUCUUUGCUCUAACGUGGGCAAAAUGCGAUGUUUAUAUGUUUAUAUGUUUAUAUAUUUAAGCGGAAAGGCUAUUUUUCUGUCACGCUCCGCAGUAGUUUUGGCUAUAGCUUAUGCAGGCUUUUUCGUUUUGUUGGCUAGUUUUUUUUUUCGUUUAGAGAUAUAUCCUUUUCAAAAUCUCAGCCCCGGGCUUAUUCUUAAAAUAUUCUAAACGUUUUCGCAGAUUUCAAGCUCGAUAGUCUAAUAAAAUAAUAUACACCUUGAUGAAGGCCAGUAUAAUCGGUCGAAAUUUAGGUGACUUGAAAAUCACACUCUUUAUUUGUGCUGAGUAAAUUUUUACUAUGAAAACGUCUAUUUAUUAUGAAUGCCUAUGAUAGACUACUUAUUAAAAAACGAAGAAUGUGUUCUCUUUACUGCUUUGAGGCUAAGGACGAAAUCCUUCGAAAUCAUUCAAACAGAACGCUUUAGCAGUACUUUUACAUUGUAUGUUAUCUUUUUCUGUACAACAAAAUCGUUCUUUUCGUUACUGUUAAUUUCGGGGUCUUAGAAGGGUCACUCGUUCAUAUCUUUUGCCAGUCAGAGAAACCGCGUGGUAAUAUUUUCUUCUUCUUCUUUUUCUUUUUUAAAUUAUCACCCUGUAAAAGCGAUUUUACCGUAGGCUUAAGAAAUCAUAUCGAUGUUAUCGAUAUCUUGAAUUGAAGGAUUUAUGAAAUUUCUGUUUCUCCACACAGAUUACUCUCAAACUACAGAACAAAAUCCUUCUCCACAAACAAAUUCUGAGGUGAAAGUUGUUUCCAGUGCCGAGGAGAAGGGACAACUGUCGCAAGAAGAGAAGCCAUCCUCAUUCCCCGAGCCGUCGUCGAAGACAGAGCCUUCACCCUCGUCAAAGUCUCGCAAAAGAGAUCGCCGAAAAAGAAAACGGCCUCCGAAGAUCAAUUUGAAAGAUCAAAUUAUAAGAGCCGCUGGUGACGAGUCGUACGACAGUAGUGAGUUGAGCGAGUUGGAGUUCUUUAAGAGCAGAGAGGAAGAGCGAAGAGGAGUAAAGCCAAAAGAAAGAAAUGUUUCCUCUGAUAAAAGUGAUAAAUCAGCUUUCCCGGUAGGUAGCUUUUUAUUGAACACUGCAUUAACGUAGAUAACGAAAUAAUGGUUAACGUCCGAGCCUUAGAUGGCGCGUUUGGCUUCCAUUCGGUCCAGGAUUCCAAACUUGGCCAAAACAUACUGCUAAUCUAGAUCACCUUUUCCACUCUACUAAAAAAAAUUAAGGGGAAAUGGUGUGCUUUGGCCUUCGCGUGGCUUCAUCUUUGAUUUCAGGAGGAAGCGAGGGUGGGAGGCUAUUCCAUUAUAGUAAAAUCCAACUAGUGGUCUAUUAUCAAUGCUGCAUUCUGAUUGUUUGAGCUACCACUAGGCUAUAUGUUAUAGCCCCUAGUAGCGAAAACCGGGCGCUUUUUGGCGGCAAAAAAGGCUUAAAGUCUAGGUUUUAACUGGCUAAAUUUUUUUUUAUUCUCUAUAUUUUUGACCAACUAGUUGGAUUUUACUAAAACAAUUAUUCCUCUCGCCCUCGUGGCCUCUGAGUCUAGCCUAUUCGGCCUUCAGCCUCAUGGGCUAUUGACUCAGAACCCAUUCGGGCUCGAGGAAUAAUUGUUAAUUAUUCUGUUUAACAUUGUAGGUGUAUGAUGGAUUGCGAGCAGUCUCUUCAGUAUUUUCUUCAAAGUCACUCCCUUUUUGGCUAAAAGCGUGUUUAGUGCCUACGCGCUUACUCCGCCUGAGGACUCGACGGAUCUAAGAGAAAAAGCGGACUGCAAGCAGUCUAGGUGUAUAAAUGAUUACAUUAUUACUACUGUUCCACGCGGUCUCAAUUGACCCAGCUGUUUCAGUGGGUACAUCGUCCCGCUGAAAUUUUCGUGAACCAUAAACUUUGCGUGAUAUGUGGUCCCUUCACCCUGUUGCAUGAAUGGGUCGUGGCGAUACUGCUAGUUAUAGCGUCCACACGUCCCCCCACCCCCCGGAAAAAAUAGACUAGCAUCUCAUCCGGGGGAGAGAGAGUAAUUAUAUUCCUCCUCUGGGCGGGUGGGUGGAGGCUGCGAAUCGUCAUACUUUGGGUUACUUAAUUGUACAAUUUUAAGUGCUUCUACGUCCAUUUUACUUCACCAUAUAUGUUUCUUUGUUACAGGAAAAAUAUUUACUGCCUAGCCCGGAUGUAAGUCCGGACAAAUCCUUUCCACUUCCUGUUUCUACUCAAGCCCCUGCUGUUGACGACGAUCAAUGGGCCAGCGGUGCGGCGGAGCUGUUAAGUGGUCUGACUGACGAGAACCGGAAGUUAGUUGGCUACAUGGUUCCCUGGGAUCCCUGGGUAUACCAGCAGCUGUUUAACCCUUCCGCUGGAGGAGCGAUGGUAAGGAACUUCCUCGCGCUGUAAAAUAAUCGAAAAUUUGAUUUUGUCUUAUACUGGAAAACAUUUUACCAUGUAAAAAUACUGCUAAAGAGGUUUCAUAUGAAUGGUCAGAUCAUAGAACUUCGUCUACAGACUUUGAAGUUAGAAUGAUGUUGCUCAUAUUUCAAGGGUAUGAGCGGUGAUCUUUUUGUCGGUCCCUAGGGCCUGUCUCUCAAAAAAGAAACCCCGCUUUACGAACACCCGCUUGAUACAGACACGCCAUUAUUACGGACUUGCUUUGUCCGUCGGGAAAGAAAGCCCUUAUAUUUUCUUUGAAUUUAACCCGCCGCUUGAUACGGAUGCCCCGUUAUUACGGACAAUUUUUAUGGCCCUCUCAGUAUCCGUAUUAACGGGGUUUCACUGUGAAAUAGUACCAAACAGGUUUAAGAGGCGGUCCGUGUAAGAACCGACCACUCGAAUUUCCGCGGAAAACAGAAUUCCUUCAUUUUUUUUCUGCAACAUAAUUAGCCCAUUCCAUUAACAAAUAUCGAAUUUGUUUGGCUCAUAGUGCUUUUUAAAAAAAAUUUGGGCGGCGAUUUGCCUGGACGGUCCAAAGCUGUCAUGAUCGUCUUUUUGAAGGUCAAAUUUAAGCGUGUUGUUCAAAGCUCGCAAAAAUUUCGCAUUUAUCCAAAUAGCAUAAAACAAAAGUGUGAUUUUAAUUCAUGCUUCCUUUAUUCAAAAAGGCAAAAUAUUUAAAUUCUGACUUAAAAAAACGAGUUAUGAUGUUUUGAAAAUAUCACGUAAAGCGUCCUUGAAAAAAAAUGCGCGGUUAUCCUAGUUUUAAAAUAAGCUUUUUUCAAAAGUCUGACGUUAUCUGGAGUCUUGGUCACCCUCCUGUUCAGUAAUAGGGCUAGUGUAUCGAAAUCAAGAAAAACAUUUUUGGGCACUGUUGAUUCCGAAGCACAAGAGUUCGAUAAAGUUGGGUAAUAUUUUACUGUAAUUGUGCGUAUGACGUAAUUUACGCAUUUUGGUGAUUCCGAACUUUCCCACUGAAAAUCAAACCGAGAGAGCAAAUGUAUUUAAAAGUGGCCUUUAUUGUUCGAGAUAAACUGUGAACAGCUAACAACUUACCAAAUGCUACACGAAACUAGGAAUUGCGAAGUUUAAUAGUCGAAAUUAUCGAUUCCGGGGUAAGUUGUCAGUCGUCUAAGUUUACUUCUAAAAGCCGUUUACAAAAUUUCAUUCAAUUAAAUUGGUCGUAGGUUUUCCUGAUCAACAAAAAAAGAAAAAGCUUUUCAUUCAGGUUAAGCAUAUAAUUACUUGACGAAAGUGAGUCCUGUUUAAAAGAAUUACACAUUUUAUUAAAAACACCCAGUACAUUACAGCCGAAAUUCAAAUCAUCUGAACAGUGUUAAUUUCCCGUCACGCUGGCUACGCGUGAAUGUCAGUCUUUUAGCUUGUCACGCGUAUGUACCUUUUUAGUACGGUUGACAAAAAAACAUGUUCUUUUCUAAUUCGACUUUUCAAAAAGUAUAAAGGUCUUAAAACGUCUUUUCAAGUUUUCGAAAAAUAACUGCCUCCACGAUCUUUUUGAACUCGAGGUCGAAAAACCCUGUUGGUUACUAUAUUAAAUAGCGGUUUGUGCCUUAAUGCGGCUGGUUACAGUUACAGCCUUCAAGAAAUUCGGAUAGGUUCGCUACAAGAAUUUUUUUUUCUAUCGCGAGAACUAAAAGGAAUUUCAAAAAGUAUAAAGGUCUUAAAACGUCUUUUCAAGUGUUUGAAAAAUAACUGCCUCCACGAUCUUCUUGAACUCGAGGUUGAAAAACCUGUUGGUUACUAUAAUAGCGGUUUGUGCCUUAACGUGGCUGGUUACAGUCACAGCCUUCAAGAAAUUCCGAUAGGUUCCUACAAGAAUUUUUUUUUUCUAUCGCGAGAACUAAAAGGAAUUUCAAAGUAUUUCAACAUGUCCUUGAGCAUAGCAACGCUAAAUCUUUCAAGUUUCUUCUCGUGUGAAAGGUCACAUAAACAAUAUGAAUCAUAGCAGAUCGGAUGCUUAGGACCAAGGUGGGUGGCUACCUCUUCCAGGGUGGCUCGUCUUUCCUGCUCUUCCUGUUCCGCCUCUACGUCUUCAUUGAGCGCUUCCCGAUGUGCUUUGCUUCUUCGCGAGGCCGCUAGCCUCGAAAAAAAUCCCUGUACUUGACCCUUUGUGAGCCAAUGUUUCCUCUCAAACAUCCGAGAACUGUCUGGGUUUCUUGCAGUUCGCACAUCUGCUGCCACUUUUGCGGGAUCUGACUUGAUGCCAGUUCUUUCUUCAAGAUCAAAUUUCGUUGUUAGGUUCUGUUUAACCUCGGUAGGAAAACGCACAGCUUCGUUUCGGGGCUUGUGUAGAACCCAUCCAGUCUGCAAGUCACUGCACUCGGGAAAGCGGCCAGUUUUAUUCUUUUCGUGAUGCUCCUCUACAACUGCUUCAGGCACGCUUCUGAUUUCUUCGUCCUUAUCAACAGUACGAAAUUUCUCCGCCCAGUCUCUUCUGAGCUUGUCAUACACCGUAUCAGAGUUUCCGCGAACUUGGCUGUGCUCUCCAACAUCAAGGUGAUUUUCGAGUUCACUGAAUUUCUUGAAAACCAUGUUGCACCCGGGCUCAGAACAAGAGAAAAGACCGUUGCAUUGUUCAUUUUCACUGUUUGUCUCUCUCUUAUACACUCGAGCUUCUUUGAGAGGAAAGAAGUUUUCAUGCACAAUGAGACCAGUAGGACCUUGAGGUUCAGUUAUGACCUCUCGGUAAGGAAUAAACUUGCCUAGUCCAACACCAUAAGCUUUCCAUGCUCUAAUUCCUUUCACUUCAAACUUGAAAUUGUGAUACUUGCUGAAACCUUCUAUCUUAUGUAGUUCGAGUGUCUUUUGAGUCUCAUUCAUUGCGCACACGGAGGCAGUUGUACCUUGAACAGGACGUUCUGAAAGCGCUACACGCAUGUCUUUCGCAGAAACGACAUCGUGUCCUUCAUUGCAAUAUCGUCGGAUGGAUGAUUUCAUUGGACAAAGGAUUCUAUCACAGAUAUCUUUUCCAUACUGCGGCUCGGAAAAGUCAUACAGUGCUACUUCAAUGCCUACUCGUCUUCCGGCAUCUCUAACGGCGGCUAAGAGAAAGUUAUUGUGGUAACAGCCUGCUUCGUCACUCCUUAGGUUCACUUGGGUAAUCUGGGGAUGUUCUUUCUUUACAACCUCAAGUGUGUUUUCGAUGAUCGAGCAUACUGCGUACCAGUCUUGCUGGCAAGAGUCGAAGAUAUGAGCAUAAGAUUGCAGCUCAAUUUUUCCAGAGUCAACAUUCUUAGUUAUAAAGGUGGAAAUAUGCCAGCUGAGCCCCCGUUUGCCGAACCAUUCAGACUGUUUCUCACGAAAUUUUAUUUGGAGGAACUUCAUGGCCCAGUCCAUGAUCAGAAUGGCUGACUGUGGGUCUUCUGAUUUCAGUGCAUCUUGUUUCGCCUCCUCCUGAUUUAUUGAGCGUACAAUGUGCGCUUUCCACAGCAAGAUGUCUGACUGUGCACGGUCAAAGUCGUAAAGGACAUCUUCUCGUUGUUCGCAACUGUAAGGCUUCCAUGACGACCCUUCAAUCGCUAGUCUCACUUCCUUUAGAACAUCCUUCAGCCCUUGGCAUUGCUCGCAAGUCGAUUGAUGCUGAUGCGGACAAGGAUGCUGGAGCUCGGGAUCAACAGGAUCACUAAGCGCAAACUUUCUACAGUGGUCAGCACAAGUAGAGUAAUGCUGUUGACAGUGUACACGGUAGUCAGUUUUGAGAUAGCGUUUAGCAUCGCGUAGGUUUUGGCAAAUACGUAAACACCACUGUUUCUCCAUUCCUCCCUUCUCAAGAGUUUCAACCAGCGUCUCAAUAGUCUGAAAGCCCGCAGCACCAUCUGCAGCCGUAUUGUCCAAUCCCUGGAGCGAUUUACGCUGAGACGCUUCUCGAACCUCCAAUAUUUUAAACAGAGAAGACCUACUAAGUGGCUCGUGACAUUGCUCUUUGCAAUACUCCAAGUAUUGCUCAAUCAUUGUAGACCUGGUCAGGAUCCUUACAACGUUAGGCAUCUCAAUUCUGUCACCAUUAUCUAGGGUGAGUACCUUGUUACCAUAUGAAACAUCCUGAUAAAAGUACGGUCUAUUAAUGAACUCUACAAAGUGGUCGACCUUCCCCAUAUCAAGGCGUACGCGAUGCUUCGUCUUGAUUUCAGGCAUGGUCCCAGGACCGUGCAUUUUAGCAUGAGAACGUGCUUGCUUUAUUUCCCAUGUAGAGAGACUUCCGUAAGGUUGGUGAAUUUUCUUCAGUUUGGUCAUAGGGUAUCUUUGAGCGUAAAGGCUCAGAAUCUGUUUCUUUAAAUUCCUGGUCUUUGCGUUCUUAUAAGCAGUCAUGAGUACCACAAGAUCAUCGGGGACUGCGCCAUCAAAUAAUUCUCUUUGUACAGACAUCAUUGACUCGAAGAGCUCCUCUCCGUUACCUGGGGCAAUUACAUUACAUACGUGCAAGCAGUCCUCUUUAGCCUUUUUUACAAAUUUCAGCUGUUCCCCAUCGCUUAAGUUUUGGAAUGGAGUUUUAAGCUGAUAUUUAAGAGGUUCGCGUUCUACUUGUUCUUGUGUAGUAAGACUCGCAAUUGUAUCCAUCGCCUCGUUAUACCUGCCGACUGCAUCGGUUACCACGGGUGAAGUUAAAGAGGCCUCCUCUGACCCUGGAGUCCAGCAUGGUGUUAUCGGAUUCCAGGAAGCUGGCGUUGAUUGGUCUUCAAGAAAUGGAGUGGAAGUGACCAUGCGACCGAUGGCUCCCACAGCAGCCUCUUUAGCAGGUCUGCGGAGAAUAAAAAUGGAAAGGUUGCUACUUAGUUGCCUUGCGAUAGGAUAACCUGACAGGACAACCGUGUGUGUGUUUUUUAUAAAACAACAACCAAACGACUACCCUCCCGACAGUACCUUUGAAGGAGCACAUCUCCCUCAGUUUCCUCAGGGUAUAGCCAGUCUGAUUUCCGAUCUACUUCUUCACUGUGUUUCUUUCUGCACGUUGUGCAAAUAGCUAUAGUAACAAAAAGAAACAAAAAAAGUUUUCCAACCUGGAAAGACUUGUUAAAAAAAUACUGAAUUUACUACUAAGUUGAUAAUAGAAGCUAUAUGUUUAUAUCCCAUCUUGGAAAUUAUGUUAUAUAGGCUAUAAAUUAGCGACCGAAUUUAUGGAUGAUGCACAGCAAAGAACUAUUGCUGUAAUGAACUACAAAAACCAAAUUAUGAUCAUUUGAUAUGUUAUUUUUUUGGAAAUGAUUUUCUGGCUCCAAAAUACUAUCAAAUACGGAUCGAUCGUUUAUCGUUCAGAAAAUAUAUAGAAUGGGACUUCCCUCAAUCUACAGCUCGCUUUUAAGUAAUUACGAACGAAAGUAUUUAGUUGAAAUGUUAAGGAAGACAAAACCCUUUAAUUCUGAUAUGUUAAUUAUAAAAUGAAAGCAUAAAACAGUUAUAGUUGCUAGUCUGAUAGUACUUACGCGAGCCAACGGGAACGGCUUCUUCAAAGAUAUUUUUAUUUCCCUUGCAGUCUUGAAAUUAAUAACAUGUGUUCCGGCUAUUGCCAUUUUCUUCCCGUGAUGUUUUGGAUACUGGCAGGUCUUUGGAGCUUGCCAGUAUUUUCCCAAAGUGUAACGAUGGACUGGACAAACCGUCAUAUUCUUGAUCUGAUCAUCAGUGAGUUCUAACAGACCUACCCUUGCCAGUAUCAGAUCCAUUUCACAAACAUUUUCCCUUGACAGGUGGUGAUUCAUUAGGUGUGAACUAAUGUCAGCGUUGCAACUAUUCAAGCACACAAAAUCGACACAUCCUCGAUUACUUCCGCAUUUUCCGCCUGUUAAUGCGGAAAAAGAACAAAAUGCAGCCAUUCUAUCUGCGAAGGUUAUCUCGGCGCACUGUAAAUACGCUCUACGUUUUGUGUUGCAAAUUUGCAUACGAUAUUAAAUUAAGUGAACGACGCCAGAAAAAUUAACUUAAAUUGAAUUAAAAACUUGAAGAAAUUUUUAGUAAACCAGCAAAACAUUUUUAUUCUUAAAAGUAGCCAGUUUUUUUGUACCUUGUUUAUUGUACCUCGUUAAGCCUGAUAAGUAGUUUCAGCUUCGAUAAAAUAACAUCCAACAUGUUUUGCACUGCAAAGUGAAAUCUGAAAUUGACAUCCUCAGACACAAUAUAAAUGAUGUCGUCUGCACGCAACAACUUGUGGCUAGAAAAUUUGGUACAUUUUGGUAAACUAUUUCUUUGCUGGAUCGUGUCAUAACUUUUGAGGUGGUAAUUACACGGUAAAUCUAUUCACAGUGUGUUUUAAAUUUUUUUACCGUUCUAGCUCCUUUAUUUCAACGAAAUUUCUUAACUGUUUAGCCACCACUUGACAUAGCAACAUUCACCGGAGCUGCUACGUUUUUUUGGAACAUCCCAAUUUUAAUUUAGGACAAUAUGUAGUGGAUUUUAAGAUAUUCACUGUUUGUCCCCAGCAUUAAGUUAGUUUUGAAAAUAGUUGCUCCCUGACAGUAAUGAUUUUUAGUUUUAUAGUAGGAAAGUUCGGAAUCAAGAAAAUGCGUAAAUUACGUCAUACGCACAAUUACAGUAGAUUGUUACCCAACUUUAUCGAACUCUUGUGCUUCGGAAUCAACAGUGCCCAAAAAUGUUUUUCUUGAUUUCGAUACACGAGCCCUAUUACUGAACAGGGAUAGUGACCAAGACUCCAGAGAACGUCAGACUUUUAAAAAGAGCUCAUUUCAAAACUAGGAUAACCGCGCAUUUUUUUCAAGGACGCUUUACGUGGUAUUUUCAAAACAUCAUAAUUCCUUUUUUGGGGGGUCAGAAUUUAAAUAUUUUACCUUGUUUGAAUAAAGGAAGCAUGAAUCAAAAUCAUACUUUUGUUUUAUGCUAUUUGGAUAAAUGCGAAAUUUUUGCGAGCCUUGAACAAAACGCUUAAAUUUGACCUUAAAAAAGACGAUCAUGACAGCCUUGGACCGUCCAGGCGAAUCGCCCCUCAAUUUUUUUUUAAAAAAGCACUAUGAGCCAAACAAAUUCGAUAUUUGUUAAUGGAAUGGGCUAAUUAUGUCGCAGAAAAAAAAUGAAGGAAUUCUGUUUCCCACGGAAAUUCGAGUGGUCGGUUCUUACACGGACCGCCUCUUAAUCAGUAUAAAUGGUCACAUCAUUAGCGUGAUAUUUCAAGGGUAUUACAGGGUUUUCCACAGUUUUUUAAAGUAGCAGACAUAUAUUUGAAACGCCGAAGGUGCGAGCUACCUAGGGGGCGGGGGGUCUGGAGGACACGCUCGCCCAGGAAAUAUUUGAAAUAAAACACUCAGAAACGCUGGUUCCAGCGUUUCCCAGGCAAGUCUGGAGUUCGCUUAAAUUUUUGUUUUUAAGGGAAAUUUUUAAUGAAAUUGGACAGUUGGACAGGGGAAAUUGUACUGGGGAUCCAGAGUGGGGAAUGGCAGUAAGUCCUUGAGUUGGUUAAGUGAUAAUUAAAAAAAAUACCCCCCCACCCCUCAAAUAUUGGCAUCAAAGUACUGGACAUAGAAUGGCAAGCGACCGGACGAACCGUCCGGCCUCUGGCUUCAAACGAAAACCUUGGGUAUAAGCGGUGAUCGUGAUCUUUUUGUCGGGGGAUGGGGUGGGAAAAAUCAUCGGGGAGCUGUUGUACAGUUUUGAGCCCGGAGCCUGUCCAUGAAAAAGAAAACUGAACCAAGCUACUAAUCCUUAUAUACUGUCAAACCUCGCUUUACGAACACCCGCUUAAUACGGACACAUCAUUAUUUCUGACGUACAGUUUGUUUUCUCCGUGGGGAAAGAAAACCCUUUCGUUUUCUCUAACUUCAACCCAGGUAAUACGCCGACACCCCGUUAAUAUGGACACUUUCUAUGGCCCCCUCGGUGGCCGUAUUAACGGGGUUUGACUGUAUACGUUUUGGAUUAUAUGAACCCUUUCACUCUUUACAAUUGGUUUCCAUUGUUUCUUCACUGUAUAGGUUGACAUAACCUACAGGAAGCCGGUCUUAAAUCUGGAUUUGUUCGACACAACGGGUGAUGAGGACAUUUUUGUUAAUCAAGUUCUUAUAGACACGGGGAUAGCUGUUUUCAGUGAAAAUUCACAGCUGCAAACAGGUGAAAUUCUUUACACUCGAUUAGUUCAUGUUCUAAAAUACCAGUCUAUUUUAUUGCCGGGCGUUUGUUAACGUGUCUACCUCUCUCAUCAUGAGGAGGGAGCUUAAGCAACCAUGAAGUCGACGGCAACAAAAACUUCGCUUAUCACGUGAAUUUCAGGGCUCGAAAAAAAACUUGACUCAACAGGGUUCGUACAGAGUUUUGAAUUCUUGAAAAAGUCUUGAAAUUUACCCAGCAAUUUUCCAGACCCGGAAAAAUAGAGGUAAAGUCUUGAAAAAAAUGGUAAAGCGUCUUGAGUUUUCUUUGAAAGCUACAACAAGUGCGUCACAAAUAAAAUUUUUUUCGUGUUGGUCAAAUCUUAUUCAAUCUCGCCUACACGUCAUGGAAAACGCUUUGUUCCUGCGUUUUUUUAGGUCUCUGUUUAUCACCUAUUUGAUAACCUUGAGUCUAGAAAAAGGAAUUAUUAUUUUGGAAAAAGUGUAGAAAAAGUCUGGAAUUUUGGAUAAAGAAUCUGUACGAACCCUGAUUCAAGCCUAUCCUUUGAGCAAUUAGCUCUCGCAUUUUGCUUGCCCGGGGUCAUUUCUUGCUCAUCUUUGUUAAUGAUUUUGUUAGGGGAUCACCUGCCUGGACACUUGCCUGUUGGUUCAGGAGGCUUUAAAAGUUACUUGCUCAGCAAAAAGAUCUGGACUAUCGGACAGGUCUUUUUACGAGCCCUGCAAUUUGUGUUCUGGGUGGGAGUCGGGGUCUAUUUUGGUUUUUAUAUUUCCUUUAACCAGUAAACGAAAGGAAAAAGCAAUCCUUUUCAUUCGUUUUGUCUUUUUUUGAAGCAGUAACAGACAUUAUAAAAAUGAAAGUCUCUCAAGAGGAUUUGGAAAACACUGCCUUAAGUAUGGAGCAAAAAGGUAUUCCUAUAUUCUUUUUCAUUGUCCCUUUUUUUUUCAGUAUUCAUUAAGAGACAACAGUGUGGAUGGCAUUCAGAGAUCAUAUUGUUAUUUGACAUAAUACAAGAGUCGAACCUCCAUGUUCGACCAUUUCUCGUAAGCGACCACCUCCCAUAUGCGACUACUCGAUGAAAAUUUUUCCAGUCAAAGCCCUAUAAUGAGAGCCUCUUAUAAGCGACCACGACCACCUCUUGGCCUGACAGUUUUAUAGAUUUCCAUUGUAAGCUACCACUUGACCCAUGAUACGGUCUCUUUGCUCGCUAUUUGUACCACACUACUCAGAGUAUACAAAACUUCCAGUGACAACUUGGAACUACACGUAUGGGUAAACAAAUUUCAAGUAAUAAUUUUCUGCCGAAGUAAUGUGUCGAGACCUCUUCUCGAAGAAGACAUCUUCAGUUUGAUUCUCGUAAACGAUCACUAAAUCUUCGCCUUUUUGGUGGUCGCUUACGUGAGGUUUGACUGUAUUCUAACUCAUUUUCAGGUUCAUCUCCCGAGGAGCCAAUCAACAUUGAUGGCUUUGUGUCUCCAACAAGCCCCACAAGUCCGCUGCAUGGCUGGGAUCCAAUGAAGGAAGAUUUUCUUUCUUCUAAAAAUACCUAUGCUGUAAACCCAGAUGAUCUGGACAUUGCAUUUCAAGGAUACCGUAUGUAUGAAAGAAAAGAGCGCGAAGCACCAUUUUUUGCGUGGCGAGUGAAGUCCUCCACGCUUCCGGUUUUCGUCUGGUCACGUAACACUUCUUCCCAAGGAUCCUUUGGAGAGAAGUGUUGCGUGGCGAGACGAAGAACGGCUCUCCUCACGCAACGGUUUUCCCAGAAUUCCUUCCGGGAGGAGCGUUGCGUGACUAACCCAGGAACUGCUGUGAGGAGUGACUAUGUCAGCUGGGAAUAUGGGGCCAGGGCUCGUGCAGAGUCUUGAAUUCUUGAAAAAGUCUUCAAAUUUGCCCAGCAAUUUUCCAGACAUGGAAAUAAAUAGAGAUAAAGUCUGGAGUUUCCUGUGUUUUCCAAGGUCUCUAUUGAUCACCUAUUUGUUAACCCUGAGUCUGGAAAAAUAUAGUGUUGUUUUGGAAAAAGUCUUGUACGAACCUUGUAGGGGCUCAGUUAGACUUAGACUGUAGUCACAUUAUCUGUUAGAUUCCAAUGUUGUAUAAAAAACGAUUACUCCAACUAGAAUUGAAGCAUUUAUUUAUUUAUUUAUUUAUUUAUUUAUUUAUUCAUUCAUUCAUUCCAUUUGUUUUGUUUGUUUAUUUGUUUGUCUUUUGCCAACACACUCACCGAUUCUCCGAGUAUCUUUUUGAUGGGAGUGAGGGAUUAAAUUUUCUUACCAAUUAGCUGCUAUAAAUCCCUGCUGUUAUGAAGUACUUGUGGUCUCCAAUAUUAAUUUAGGUACUUAUGGAUCGUUUCUUAUUUGUUUUCACUUUAGAGGAUUUAAGCAGAAGAGUAUGCCGUUACUUUCGCACUCGCUCGGGUUGUUGGCGAGGCGACCAGUGCCCUAAUCUACAUGUGAAGAAAGGUAGACCAGCUACUGAGACUAUAAUUCUUUUAUUACAAUUCACUGAUAAAAGCGUAUGAGAUAAAUUCGCCGUUUGGAAUGGUCACUGGCAACAAAAAUCAACCUUGGAUGGGUUGGGUGUGUGUGUGUGUGGGUGGGUGCUGGGGGGAGUUACGAAGACCUCUUAAGAUACGGUAUGCGUAUACAUGUCCUAAGUAUUGCCCCUUAACAAUAGACUAUUGUUAUUAAACAAUAGUUGAGCUUUAUGUUUUACCUUACCCUGGGUAUCCCGUCGAAGAUUUUUUUUUUCUCGCAUUCGGCGGGACGCUUCGGGUCUGACACAUCUUAAUUUGAUGGACGAAGGUACGAGCGGCGACGCUGCGAGGAAAAAAAAGUGACUACGGAAUUGUAAGAUAAUUAAGAGCUUAGUGUGGCUGAUUUCCAGUGAUAACACCUAUCGUUUAAAAGUAAUGGCGUCGAUCGUUAAGGAAAUAAGCUAGAGUCGCUUGCGUGUUGUCGGCUAUCCAUUCCAAGUCUUCUUACGCUUUCUUCUUACUCAUGAAACCUCCUGUGAGCGUCACGUUCUUAAUAAUUCACGCUGAAUCGUUUUACCAUCUGUAAAUAACUAAUAGGAAUUAUGUACUUUUAUUGUAUUAUACUAUUAUAGUAUGUCCUUUGCGUUUCUAACAGGUGAGGAUUUACAUGAAAUGGUGGAAGUGUUUUGUGACAAUAUGGACUCGUCUGUCACGCUACCGGAUAUCGGCACUUGGGUAGCAGUUCGAGUCACGGCAGUCUUCAAUCCGGGACAUUUUUGGGUACAAUUUCCGUAUGGUACUGAACCGAUAGAAAAGAGUAUUAUGGCAGGUAAGCCGCUAGACAGACGACUUCUUUCUUAUGUGAUGUGCUUCUAAUUUUUGAGUCUGUAGAUAUUCUCCUUCAGUCAACUGAAAUACACCCCAUCAAAUAAGCUACUGAAUAAUGAUUUCUACACCCUUCAAUAUCCACAUAACAAUUCUCCACACGUAUUUCCGUAUAUUUCCUUAAAUAAUUAGUUGAGAGAAUAUGAUAAAACAUCAAAGCAUUUUUCCUAUGCAAGGAGAAAAUUAAUGUUGGUCACUUUUGAGACAUCCCAAUCGUCCUUCUCCUCCCCUCUCAAAAAAAGUUUAAACGAUCCAGACGAAUACUAUACAAACGGCUUAUGAAUGAAACUCUUAAUCGUGAAAGCUAGAGAUUAGUAUGCAUCUCCCUAUAAAUGUGUUUGUCUGUUUCUUCUUUCCCCAGUUUUUCUAAUCUACCGUAAAAGUCCGAAAAUAAGCCCCGGGGCUUAUAUUUUUGAAAGACCCUUUUUGAGGGGCUUAUUUUUGGAGGGGCUUGUAUUCGGAGGGGCUUAUCGAUAGAGGGCAAUUUGCGUUUCAAAAUCGAUUGGGCUAGCCUUAUAGUUGGAAGGAAAUUUACCGUUUUUGCUUUGUUUUAUUUUGUAUUUGAGGGCAAUUUCCAAGUACAAGCCCCUGGGGGGCUUAUAUUUGGAGGGGCGAUUUAACGGAGGGUUUUUUUGCGUUAUAAGUUUGUUGGGUUUAUAUUUGGAGGGGCUUAUACAUGGAGGGGCAUAUUUUCGGAAUUUUACGGUACUCUGCAUCUAUUAUGUUUACUUAUCUCCUUUUAAGCGAGGACGCGUCACCGACUUAAUUCUGAUUCAGAGGACGAGCAGGAGAAACCGGAGGAAGACCUCACUACUCUGAUGGACAAAAUGGGGUACAGAAUCUCUAAAUGAUAUAACUUCAUGUGCAUUUUAGAGGUGACACGGUUUACCGCGCUACACAAUUCACUGUGGUAUUAUUUCAUCUCGGUUUGGUGCGGAAUUUUUCACUCUUGAAACUUAAUGUGUUUCAUUUUAUUCGAUAAGUCAUUUUAAAGUUGUAUUUGAGACUGAGUGGUGUUUUGUCGAAUUGCACUAUGGGAUUGUUUUGAGAUACAAAUUUUGACCCAGUAUCCUUUGCAACCUCUUAAUAGCCAAUCAAAGAGGUGGAAGUGUCCCUAAAGCUGCCCUAUACAGCAAUUCUAUACAGCACCGAAGCAAACUCUCGCUUAACCUAAAAGACGACCCAUUGUUUUAAGGGAAAAAAAUAAUUAUCAAUAUAUUAGCGAAGAAAGAGUGGCUUUAUUAUGUCAUGAUGAUAUUUAGAGUAAACGAGGUUUCAAAUAUUUUCUCUGGCUCCAAGAUUGAACAGGGACGCCGGUUACCAGGUCUCCGCCAUCUACCAGGACAUUUUGUCUCUUGAUCUCGUGACAAACCGUCCAACUCCAUCAAUUGAAAAAGAUUCCACGAUGGAAUCGAAAGCUCGUGUAUGCCAAUAUGUUUUUCUAUCCUGGGAUUUGAAUUCUUGUUUACUCUAAACUAUUAAAUUGUUGUUGUUUUAGCCCAUCUUGGACUUCUUCUUUUCGUCCUAACUUUUUAUUAGUGUGUUUGGUAAAUUCUGAUCGCGGCUGGCGCGCUUCUCUACCACUUAGAUAUGUGAACUGUUCAAUUUCCAUUCUUUUGGCAGGAAGUUUUAUUCUCGUAACGUUUGUCAGGAUCCCAGACGCAUCCUGCCUGCGGCUGGCGAACUGUGCGCCGCUAAAUACUCCAAAGACAACAAAUGGUACAGAGCGCGAAUCACGAGCGUGCGGGAGGAUGAGCUACAGGUAGGACAACAACAACAACAACAACAACAAUCUUUAUUUGUACUCACUCUUGCUCAAAAAUAA
Porites lobata is the source of this 31645-nucleotide messenger RNA. Lineage: Eukaryota; Metazoa; Cnidaria; Anthozoa; Scleractinia; Poritidae. The record is from the annotation of a GenBank genome assembly.